AUGAAUAAGAUGUGGCUAACAUUGGCCGCAAUUCUUGCACUAGCAUUAUGCAUCAGCUCUGCUCCCGCAACAGGUGUGGGAUGUGGAGGAGGGGGAUGUGGGGGUGACAGCAGUAGUAGCAGUAGUGGGAGUGGGAGUGGGAGUAGUGACAGCGACAGCGGAGAUUGUGGUAGUGGUAGCGGUGAUUGUGACAGUGACAGUGAUAGUGACAGCGAUAGUGAUAGUGAUAGUGACAGUGACAGCUGCGGCAGUGACUCGAAUGAAUGCGGAAGUUCGAGUUCAGACAGCGACGACGACUCUAGUAGCAGUUCAGAGGAAGAUUGUGGGUGUGAUGGUGGUGAUUGCAAUGGUGGUGGUGGUGGUGAUUGCGGUGGGGAUGGUGGUGACGGUGGUGGUGCUGGCGGUGACGGUGGUGGUGAUGGCGGUGACGGUGGUGACGGUGGCGAUGGAGAUGGUGGUGAUGGAGGCGAUGUGAAAAUGACGAUGGCGGAGCCUUAG
Molecule: messenger RNA, 498 nt
Organism: Strongylocentrotus purpuratus (purple sea urchin)
Lineage: Eukaryota; Metazoa; Echinodermata; Echinoidea; Camarodonta; Strongylocentrotidae
Product: clumping factor B-like
Exons: 3
Coding region: 1-498 (165 amino acids)
Source: RefSeq, a predicted model, not a curated record